Rhizopus microsporus ATCC 52813 is the source of this 2547-nucleotide messenger RNA. RefSeq names its product DUF1212-domain-containing protein. Bases 149 to 2416 code for a protein of 755 amino acids. Gene Ontology annotation, molecular function: transmembrane transporter activity. The record is from RefSeq and is a predicted model, not a curated record. The transcript is spliced from 7 exons. Gene Ontology annotation, biological process: transmembrane transport. Lineage: Eukaryota; Fungi; Mucoromycota; Mucoromycetes; Mucorales; Rhizopodaceae.
UUUGACUGGCUGCGACAUUGCUUGCUGGAAGCACUGUACAACCUUCUAAAUAAGGAAAUCGCUAUGUUUUCUCGCUUUCCCCAAGGGCAAUCUAAUUCCCGAAUAGCUGCAAGUAUUUUAUUUCUUCUUGAUCACUUUUCUGUAUGUAAUGGAGAACCCUAACUUGGACGAUAUCACUACCAACAAUCAGCAACGACCACGAUCAACUUCAGUGCAGUCUUCAAGAUCAUGGCCACUGUUGCCUGUACUUCAAGUUACAACCACUGGAAGUAGCAGUAAUGAUGCCCACUUAAACAAUCGUCAAACCGAAGUCAUCAACGAACCCAUUAUGGAAGCAGACAGUAAAAAUGCCUCUAGUAACAGCACAACCUCUGAUUCAGAGACUAGCUCAGAGUAUGAAGACAUACUUGAACAGGAUUUACCCAGACGUCAUAGCUGUACUAGACAGCUCACUGGGAAAAAGAGCACGACGGCAAGUAAAAAGAGUGAUUCCGCCGGAACUCUUGUUGAAGCUGCAUUAGAGCAACCUGAGGCUAGAGAACGACACGUUCGAUUUGGAGAUCAUAUUUUGGAAGCCGGGCAUCUUGUUGAACGUAUGUUGAGUACGAGAAUCGAAAAUGACGUGGAACCAUCUAGUCACAAUUAUCACACGCAUACAAUUGACGAAGACUCGAUCUAUUUAAGGGAUGGAUCCAUUGAGGACGGCAGAUCACCUAGCUCUCCGACUGCCGCUACCGGAAGUGUAUUAGCUAGUUUGAUGAAAUUAGAAAGUCAAAGGAGACAAGCCAUUUUGACGAAACAAAAGAGUGUUAAACGAAAAAAGUCAAAAAAGGGCCCAAAGAACAAAAUGCGGAAGCCAAGAUCCAUGUACAACCUGCAGCCCAGCUUUAGUUCCGACGGACUUACUCCGUCAACCAAUACAAGGCCAAACUUGACGCAUCGCCCCACCAGUUGGCUAUCCACGCUGACAACAAGCAACCAUCUUGUUCCUAGCCUACAAAAACGAAAAAUGACAAGUGCUGUGAGCAUGUCACGAAGGUCAUCGAUUGAUAGCAUGUUCACAACAGCUUCUCAAUUUGAACCUAUAACACUCGAAGAUCGCAUCCGUAUCACAUUUGAAAUUGCAAAUAUCUUACAAAAGCAAGAGUUUUUACGAAAGCUAGUCAAAGCACUCAUGUUGUAUGGUGCACCAGCACAUAGACUGGAAUAUAUCUUGCGCCAAGUAUCUCGUACGCUUGGUGUAGAUGCUGAAUAUGUGUAUAUACCCAAUGUUAUGUUCUUGACAUUCUUUGAUCAAUCUACGCAUACAACAGAAACACAUUUUAUUCGAUGCCCGCAAAAUUUUGAUAUGCAUAAACUAGGUGAAAUCUUUCGCUUGGAGAAACUAGUGUCACAUGGAGAAGUCUCGGUAGAUGAGGCCUUGGAAUUCAUAGACCAGGUUGCUGAUGAACCGCCUUUUUAUCCUAUUUGGCUUAACCCAAUCGUCUAUGCUAUUGCAAGCUUUUGUGGCUGUGUCAUGUUUUAUGGUGGCCAAUUCAAAGAAGGUGGUCUGUCUGCUGCUUUAGCCAUCUUUUUUGCUCUUUAUGAGCUAUUCACUGGUCGCUAUUUAAGUUUCCAGCCUAUAUGGGAAAUUACUGUGUGUAUAUUUAUUGGAUUUGUGUCAAGAGCUGUCUGGAGAUAUGGGUUCUGUUUCACACCGGUUGCUUUUGCUUCAUUUAUUAUCAUAUUACCAGGUUACUCUAUGGCAGUAUCUAUUAUCGAACUAGUUUCUCGUCAGGUUGUAAGCGGGGUUGUCAGAAUGGUAUAUGCAAUCGUCUAUUCCUUCUUGUUGGGAUAUGGUAUCGAAAUGGGCUCUGAAUUAUUUGGCACCAUUGACCAAGAAUCUGUCUCUGCUCAAGGUGGGGCUGCUGCUUGUCGAGAUGCGAUUGGAUCUAAUACGUGCAGGACCAUCAUUUCAAAAUGGUUUUAUUUUCUAACUGUGCCACUAUUUGCCGUUGCUUACUGCGUCUAUCUUCGUGCGCGUCCGGCUAGAUGGCCGACUAUGAUUUUUGUUGCAGCUGCUGGUUUCGUAACAACUUAUGCCUUGGCCUGUUAUACUAAUGCGCCAAGUCAGGUCUUACAAGUUGUUCCUGCCUUUGUUGUCGGUCUUUUGGGAAAUAUUUUAAGCAAGACGACUGGAAAGAUGUCUUUGGAUGCAGUGAUCUUGGGUAUAUUCUACAUGGUUCCGGGUAGUUUAGGUUUGAAAGCGGCUCUUGGAUUUUUUGGACAGAAUGGACAAGGAGAAUUUGCAAACCAAGGAGCGGGCUUUGCAUUAAGUAUGAUUGAAACGUCAAUUGGUAUCUCUGUAGGACUGUUUGUUGCAACCCUUAUUGUAUACCCUAAAGGCACUCAACAUACACCACUCAUGAGUUUUUAAACUGCAAAAUUUUUAUUUAUAUAGAAUUACUAGACUAGUGCUUACUAUUGUAAUGCCAUAAUUUAUAACAAUAUAUACUUUAUCCCUCAUACAUACUCUUACACUUUAAAAAAUGAAUAUAAAAAGUCCGU